Messenger RNA from Emericellopsis cladophorae, 1788 nucleotides. RefSeq lists its product as uncharacterized. Gene Ontology annotation, cellular component: nucleus. Bases 1 to 1788 code for a protein of 595 amino acids. The record is from RefSeq and is a predicted model, not a curated record. Gene Ontology annotation, molecular function: DNA-binding transcription factor activity, RNA polymerase II-specific; transcription cis-regulatory region binding; zinc ion binding. NCBI's taxonomy places the organism in Eukaryota, Fungi, Ascomycota, Sordariomycetes, Hypocreales, Bionectriaceae. The transcript has a single exon. Gene Ontology annotation, biological process: positive regulation of transcription by RNA polymerase II.
AUGGCCAAGAAUCGACGCACGCGCACAGGCUGCCUGGGGUGCCGACGCAAGAAGCGCAAAUGCGACGAAGUCCACCCCCGAUGCGGAACAUGCACGCGGCGCGACGAGCCCUGCCACUGGGGCCUCAAGGUCACCUUUCGGGAGGAGAAUGCCCUGGGGCUCGACGAGAUGCACCCCAGCAUGCGCAAGAGCCGUCUGCGUCGCGCACGUGGCGGCUACGAGAUCCUGGACGUGACCGGCGAGGUCAUCCGUGAUCAUGAGCGCGACGUCGAGCUGAUGAGAGAUGAUCUUGUGAGGGACGACGACGACGACGACGACGACGAAAGGUCCCCCCUCACACCGCAGCAUACCGACGUCGCCGUUGCCAAUCUCAUCCAUCUCAGCCGCGGUGGACGCCCUGAACCCGUGGACGGUCUACUACCGCCCUUGGGCGAUGAUGACCUACUCCAGUUCCCUCCGCCCUAUCUACAGGUCUUCACACCAGAGGGCUCUCUCGAGGAUGGCGUCUUUAUGCCCGGAUCAGCGUAUGCUGAGCUACACACCACGCUCCGCCACCACUUGAUCCAGGAAGUCCGGUCCAACGUACCGACACGUGCGGCGACACCUGAAGACCAGCCUCUGCCCGACUCAUCAGAAGACUCAGCGCGCGCCUCGACUGCCCCCAUCGACGCCCCUCUCCUCACCAGUGAAGAAGAGAUAGUGCUGUGGCGCAACUGGAUCAACGAGGUGGCGCCGUGGCUCGACAAGUUUGACAACCUUCGUCACUUUCAGAACAUCAUCCCCUGCAUGGCCUCGUCGCAUCCCCAUCUGCGCUACGCCAUCCUGGCCCUGUCCGCGCGCCAGAUCGAGCUCAAGGAGACCACACGGGCCACUGGUCAGAGCCUCUCGCUCUACCAGCAGGCCAUUCACCUCCUCCUACCCGAGCUGCCCACACGAAGCACGGCCGUGAUUGCGUCCUGCGUCAUCCUCUGCGUCUUGGAGAUGGGGUCCUGCUCCCCCAAGGCGUGGCGACGCCACCUCGACGGAUGCGCGAGUCUCAUGCUCGCCGUGGGCAUACACGGCUUCGUAGGCGGCGUCGAGCAGGCCCUCUUCUGGUGCUUCGCGCGCAUGGACGUCUGCGGCGGCCUCAUCUCCUCCGUCAAGACCCUCAUCCCCAUCACGCACUGGGUGCUGCUGCCAGGGGGUCCCGAUCUCGAGGCCACUGUCCAGCUGUUCAAGGCCAAGCAGGAAUUUGACGAGUGGGCCAACUACUCGGCCUUCCUCCUAGGCCAGGUGCUCGACCUCGUGGCGCCCACGCCGUCCGCGCCCCUCGACACGCCGUCUCGCACCGAUCCCUCGUUCCGGGCCCGAUGGCUACAGCUAUGGAGCUACCUAAUCGAGUGGCACACCCUCCGCCCGGCGCCGCUACAUCCCAUCCUCACCAUCCCCUCGGCGCAUCCGUUCCCCAAGAUCCUCUACUCCAAUGGGGCCGCCAUCUCGGGCAACCAGCUGCACCAUACCGCGUCCAUCCUCAUGCUGCAGGCCCAGCCGCCCGGUCUGCGUCUCACCCCGAAACCCCGGAGCAUCCUCUGGCACGCCCGUCAGGUCUGCGCCAUCAGCAUGAGCAACGACCACCACGGCGCGUGGACCAACUGCGUGCAGCCGCUGUGGAUUGCGGGGCGGUGCAUGAGCAGCCGGGAGGAGCACCGGGCCAUUGUCGAGUGUCUGGAGCGCAUCGAGCGCGAGAGCGGCUGGAAGACGCAGUGGCGCGUCGAUGACCUCAAGGAGUUCUGGGGGGACCUGGAGUGA